Messenger RNA from Boeremia exigua, 1644 nucleotides. RefSeq lists its product as uncharacterized. The record is from RefSeq and is a predicted model, not a curated record. Lineage: Eukaryota; Fungi; Ascomycota; Dothideomycetes; Pleosporales; Didymellaceae. The coding region runs from base 249 to 1166 and encodes 305 amino acids. The transcript has 3 exons.
GAUGAACAAACCUCUAUUGAUGACAACACAUGAUGACAACCCCUCACUUUCGGCCCCCACCAUGCACCUCAGCCUCGCCAGUCUCACGACCUUCUCAUGCUCUCGCGCUUCUCACAAGCACCAUGCAGUCAAAGUUCACAUAGAAGAAGUUGUGCGCAUACACUUUGACAGAUUAUUCGUUCCCCCUUCAUCGUCCGGAUUUAGUGAUUACCUACUAGCCUUCCUUCCGUCCGAGACAACUCUCUAACAUGAGCGGCAUUGAAAUCGCCGGACUGGUGCUUGGCGCAUUUCCACUACUUAUCCACGCGCUUGAAAGUUACCAUGAGAGCUUGGACAUCCUCAGAGACUGGUACAAAGUGCAACGAGCUUAUCGGCACUCCAUCCGGACCCUAGGAAUCCAGAAGAUUCAAUUUGAGCGCAAUGUCGAGCGAUUCCUGCUUCCCCUGGUAGUGGAUGACGUUGAACUCAAAGAACUUAUGGCAGACCCAGCUGGAGAGAGGUGGGAGGAUCCAGACCUGGAGACGAGGCUGCAGCAGCGCCUGCCCGAAAGCUACAAGCUGUUCCUCGAGACAAUUGUAGAGAUCAACAGAGUCGUAGAGUCGUUGAAACAGGAGAUGGGUGUCACCAAUUCUAGCUUUCAGGCAAGAGUUGAUGAGAAUAGUGUACUUGUCAAAAGUGCAUCUCGCGUUGACUUGAUGAGCAGAGCGAACUUCGAGUUCCAGUCGAAGCGCAUUAAGUUCAGCUUGAAGAAGUCUACACGGGAGCGGCUCUUCAAGCAGCUGGAAGAGGCAUGCAACCAAAUGCAAAAACUUCUGGAGCUUGACGAUCAAAUUAUCACGGCGCGUCAACAACGGAGUAUCUCCAAGUCUACUACUCUCAUCGACCGUAAGAUCAAUGACUUUUGGCGACAUGCAAAACGGUUACACGGGGCCUUGACAAAGGCUUGGCAGUGUGGCUGUUUGAGCCAUACAGUAAACCUUGGCCGUACCUCCGACCGCAAAUACGAGGGUUCGAUGGUGUGCUCCAACAUUGCCAGCGCCAGCCACACAGCUGCGAGACGAGCCCAUGUCGUCUAUCAAGAACUUAUGCAGUACAUUAGAUACUCAAUGUAUGGGCUGCAUCGGGUUCAUAGAAGAAGACGAUUAUCGCUUCAUCUUCCAUCAUGACGCAACAGCGCCUUUGAGCUUGGGCAUACCCGCGACAAGUUUGCGAGAUCUUCUGCAAGACAACAACGUUCUCACUAGACGCAAUCGGUACUGCCUCGCCCUUACGCUAGCGACAUCAUUUCUCAGGCUGGGAGCUACGCCAUGGCUCAGCAUGCGUCUCCGCAAAGACGACAUUGUUUUCUUGUCGAAUCAAAAUGAUCCUGCGACCGCGAAUCUGGAUCUUCCCUACAUCUCACAAGAGAUGUCGCCCAACCCAGGCGCUCAACCGACCGAUGCUCUGUCCAGUCUAGGCAUCAGGCUGCUCGAGCUGUGUUUUGGCAAUGCUUUGGAGUCCAUGCCAAUCCGUAAGACGCUGAGUCCUGGUGACACGGUCACAGCUCCUGUACUCGAUUGGGCGGCUGCCAUGCAGUGGAGUAAGAUGGCCAGUGAUGAGGCAGGCCCAGAAUUUGCAGGAGCGAUCGAAUGGUGCUUGAGGGCA